Molecule: messenger RNA, 3780 nt
Organism: Alosa alosa (allis shad)
Lineage: Eukaryota; Metazoa; Chordata; Actinopteri; Clupeiformes; Clupeidae
Exons: 24
Coding region: 1-3651 (1216 amino acids)
Source: RefSeq, a predicted model, not a curated record
AUGGUUGGGGCUGGUGUGCUGCUCGGCCUGUGUAUUGCCCUGCUGGUGUUGUUCCGUGAGUACGGCUGGCCACAGAAGAUUCCGGCGCCGGUUCUGUACCGGACACAACAGCUCCGGUACCGAAUGGAUGACUAUUCCUCCAAAGGGUCCCAGGUCAUCGUGCAGCAGAAGAAACACCGCAGUCUCCAGAUCAGCAUGACCCAGGACUCCAUGCACAAAGAUGAGUUCUGGGACUACGAGGAGCAGGUUGAUCUGGAAGCCUUCAGCGCUAGCACCUUCUAUGACAUCCUGCUGAGACACAGCGUGUCUGUCACAGCUCGCCUUGCACAGCUCAGAGGAGAGGUGAAGGAGCUGUACCAGGGCGUUGUGUGUAAGGUGCAGACUCUGCAGAUGGGCUGUGCAGGAGCAGCUACGGAUGGUGGCGUGGGACACACAGAGCCGUGUGGGCGCGUGCAGCGCGAUCUGGAGCGCGAGGUGGCACGGCGGCGGUCGCUGGCCGAGAGGCUGUGCCAGCUGCUAGAGUCCCAGCUGCAGACGCUGAGCCAGGAGCUGCAGUGCCAACGACACACACACAGGACCCUACGGACACGUGUCAGGACAAGCCUACGACUGCUGGGGCAGGCCGCCGACAGCCCACAGCCACACAGUGUGCUCCGGUGUGUGUCGACGCUGGCGGACGAGCUGGAGGAGCUGGUGUCAGGGGAGUGCCAGAGGCAGGGAGUGUGGGCGGGGCUUAAGGAGGGCACGGGGGCCCGCCUUCUGUGUCCAGCCACAGGCUCCAUCCUCAGCAGGGAUGACAUCAUCGCGUCUGACGGCACCGUGCGGGCGUGCCAUGCCGUGCAUGUGGAUUCGGUCACGGGGCUCCUGCUGCCCAACCCUGGUGCCCAGAUGCUGCUGUCCAAUGGGCACAGCAUGCCCGUGCCCCCAGACUUCUUCCUACACCCCCAGACCGGACGCCUGCUGCCCGCCGCGGGCAACAUCGCUUUCGACCCCCAAAGCUCUACACUGGUGUUCACCGCAGACGCUUGCCUGGAGGAUGCUGGGAAGUGGGAGACCCCUCCGUUGCCGUUUGUCCCGUACCCGGCGGCGCGGCCUGGUGAGCGCGCGAGGGCGUGCAGCCUGCGGGGGCUGCGUCCGGGGCAGAGGCUGGCGCUGGGGGGUGCCAUGUGUGACCGGGACUCGGGGGUGCUGGUGCCCAUCCUGGCCGUGACCAUCCACCCACUCACGGGGCUGGUGUACCCACUGGGGGGCGCGCACGUGUGCCCCAUCACCCGCCUGCCGCAGCCCAUUCAGCUGGGGGCGCCCAUGCUGGACCCACGCACCGGCAGCCUGCAGCUCAUCACAGGAGUCACGCUGGACCCUACCACAGCUGCUGUUCUCCCACUGGGCGGAGUCGUGUUGGGCGAGUCCUUCAUCGAGCCCCUGAGUGGGCGUCUGGUGCGAGUAGGUGGGGCCAGCAUGCGGGGGGGGAAGUUGGUGCCUCAUGCGGGGGGGUUCCAGGCUCUGCUGGAGGCUCAGGCUCUGGGCGCCGGGGCGCGGAUGGUGGAACUGCUGCAGGGCGUGUGCGGUGGCCGCGGGGGUCCAAGGGGGCUGCAGCGGGAAGUGGGGCGUGUGCGCGAGGCGGCCGUGCAGCUGGAGCAGGCCUGGAGGACCAGCAUGCAUUGCAGCCUGCAGCUCUGCGCCCGCCUGGAGGCCACACACACCUGGGCAUGCCGCGUCGCUCAGGACGGAGGCAGUGUCGGUGAGAUCCAGCUCUCGGGUUCGGACCAGACCCUACCAGCACUGCUGGGCCUGGAGUACCCGGACCCGGGGGGUUCUGGUCUCAGCGUCCCGGUCCUGGGAGCACAGCUGGACUGGCAGACGGGCCGCAUGGUGGCGCUGGCAGGGACCAUGGAGGAUGCAGAGGGGAAAGUGGACCCUGUGACUGGGGCUCUGUCCGCUGUGGUGGGGGCGCGUCUGGAUGUGGUCAAGAGGAGCGUGGUGCCGGUGACUGUCUCACACCUCAUGAGUCUUCGUGACAACGCAGACAGUGUACAGGUGCAGUGGACAGAGUCUGACCAGCAGCUGCGUGAGGUGGUGCAGGAGCUGCAGGAGUCUGCACAGACAGAAACACAGAGGAGACACACACACACCAGCGAGCUCACACACCUGCUACCUACACACAUACUCAACAUUCUCACACAAGGUGAUGAGGAGGAAUGGGAGCAGCAGUGUGUGUGGCAGACUGAGCUGGUGACGGGACUGAACAGGAUCAGUGUGUGUGUGGAGAGGAUGCAGCAGGACCAGGAGGAGGCCAGGGCUCGUCACACACUUCAAUUGUCAGGAUUAGAGGGACAGAGAGAAGUGUGGGAACAGCUGAGCAGCAGACAAUCCCACCUGGAGGCAGCCUUCGUCUCUGUUCUGUGUGUGCGGGAGCUCUGCCAGAUACGUGCAGAAAUCGCCCAGGCCAUGAUGUCAGGCUCGUUCUGGUACAGUGACAUGAGCCUGCUCCAGCCUACUGCUCCUCCCAACCCCCUACGGGCACUGUCCCUCACGCAGCUCAAAAUCCUGCCCCGCCUGGAGAGACUCCUGCAACACAUUGAGGACACAAACAGCCAGCACAGCUCCGGCCUGUCGGUCAAGCAGACACUUGGGAUAGAGAGCAGCUCUAGAGAGUGGACCGCCUCUGUGUCUGCGGUCAAAGGAGUCUCACCUCAGUCCCUGAAGGAGCAGCUUAAGCCCCGUCCAUCAGAAGAGCAAGAUGGACCAUUGGCAAAGGAGCCACAAGACAAGAGUCCAACCAAUUACAAUACAGACUUGCUGGCCAUGAGGGGCAGUACUCCAUCAGGUCCCAUUAGUAUUCCUGUGCUGACCGAGGCAGAGUGGGUGCAUGUGCUGGAGCUGUCUCCCCUCUACCAGCUGCUCUGUGGUCUGGAGCAGCAGCUCCGGUGUCGAGCCAAAGAAAUGGGUCUCUUCAAAGGACACGGCACCAACAGGGGGCGCUCUUAUUUAGACUUCCUGGACGCUCAGUGGGAGUGUGAGGGGCAGCUUGAGGCUGUCAGUCAAGAGAGUCUAAACACUCGAGAGUUUCUCAUCUACCAACACGGCCAUUUCCUGCUGCAUAUGCUACACUCUCAGAAAGUGGUUCCCCUGGUGAAGCUUCAGAUAGCCUCCAAAUUACCCCAUAAUGACUACCUCCAAAAUGCCUUCAGAAACUCCUUCUCCUAUCAGGCGGAGGAGGAGAUGCUGAGUGUACGUCAGCAGAGGCUGCAGUCGGUGGGCGGUUUCUCUCUGGUGCUCCUGCACUGCCUGGCCCACAUCGCCUGUGGGGACAUGCACUCCGACAACAGCCCUGCCUUCCAGAGGACCUUCUUCAAGACGCUGCAGGUGUGUCUGGAGCAGUUGUUCCAUGCCAGACUGGGACUGCCCAGCUCGGGGGUAUCUGCCCCAGCAGAUAGCUCUCACCUAGAUGCCCUGAAAACUACCGAAAGCUCCCAUCCAGAUGCCCUGAAAAUGGCCUCACUAUUCGGCCGGACCCAGAUGGUCAGCGGGGAUGCUCACACAGACGACAAGAUGUUGGGAAUCCUCCGGAGGCACAGACAGGCAGCAGUGUUCCUGCAGCUGGAGGGGCUGUUGAAGGGAAAGGGCCCGGGGGCCCCUGAUCCCUGCUGAAGUUAUCGCCGUCUCAUGGCAUACCACUGGAGCCACAGCAAGGAGACACAAUCAGCCCUCAGCACAGUCCUAAGCACACACACACACACACACAGCUCUCAGCACAGCACACACAUGGCCACACACACA